AGUUCCUACACGAUGCUCGCCGAUUCGUUCUCAAAAACCGGCACAUUGCAGAAGCCGCACCGUCUCAGCUAUAUUUAUCUGCGUUGAUGUUUUGUCCAACAAGCUCGAUUAUUAGAGGAUUGUUCGCAAACGAGCUGACGGAUUGGUCUCUAUUCCCCGAAGCCGAAGAGUUUUGGGGUGCGGAGUUACAGACCCUAGAAGGCCAUGCUGAUGAAGUUUACUCAUUAUGUGCCUCAUCGCAUGGCCAGCGAUUGGCUUCUGGUUGCCGAGACGGGACUAUAAAACUGUGGGACUCUGCCACAGGGCAGCUGCAGCAAACCCUUUCUGGCCAUUCUGAUACAGUUAGGUUGGUCAACUUCUCACAUGAUAACCAACUACUGGUAUCUGCGUCAGUUGAUGAGAUCAUCAAGCUAUGGGAUGCAACUACCGGUGAACUGCAAGAGACCUUUGAGAACCAUCCCACUUGGUUAUACACUGUUGUUUUCUCACCAGAUAGUCAACAGCUCGUGUCAUACUCAGAAAAUGGGACUAUGAAUAUGAAGAUCUGGGAAGCUACCGAAAGAAAACCUUUGCAGACCUUGAAGGAGCGUCCUGGUCCAGUUGACUCAAUUGCCUUUUCACCAGAUGGUCAGGAAGUGGGUUCUGGAUUAGAAGAUCACACUUUCAAGCCCUUGGAUUUUGACUUGAGGCAGCGCCUACAGACUCUUGGGGAAGGAUCUGGCUCGAUUGGGAAUGUUAGCUUUUCCCCAGAUGGUCAGAAACUCGCAUCCAGCUCAGAGGAUGGCAUCAUCACGCUCUGGGUUCCAACUGCAGAUACGCUACAGCCUGUGAAAAAAAUCCAAGCCAGAGGGCCUGCGUUGCUUGAGUUUUCGCCGGAUGGCCAAAAGUUGGCAGCCGCCUCAAAUGACAUCGUCGAGUUAUGGAAUAUAGAGAAAGGGGUGGUUGAGGGGACUUGUGAUGGCCGGUCUCACAGACCAGGUGAACAUGGUCGAAUAACCUCACUCAGCUUCUCCCCUGAUGGCAAACACCUAGCCUUUGACCCUUUUGACAAGACUAUUAGGGUCUGGGGUUUGACAGAUGAUCCGCCAAAGAUACUUUCAGGUCAUACUAGAAGGGUUACCUCAUUCGUGUUUCUACCAGGCUGUCAACAGUUGGCAUCCGCUUCUGAGGAUAGAACCAUCAAAAUUUGGGACCUUACUGCAGGCAAGUCCCAGCAAUCCACAAACGAGAAGAGUUUCUCGGGCUCCACCAGGUCAAUUGCUUUCUCGCCUGAUGGCCAGCAAUUGGCAAGUGGUCUCACUGACGGAACCAUCAAGCUCUGGAAUCUCACCACUGGUGAGAUGAAGCCAAUUCGGAACGCCCAUGAUGAUGCCGUACAGUCUGUUGCAUUCUCCGUAAAAGGCUACCACCGACUUGUACUGGCAUCUGGCUCAGACACGACAAUCAAGCUUUGGGACCCUAAAACGGGUCAGAAAGCGUGGCCCCUCGGCCAGUUGCAUUCGGCAGGGGUUCGAUCACUUGGUUUCCUACCAGAUAACCGACUAGUAUCUGGCUGGAGCGAUGGAGCCAUCAAGGUCCGGAAUACCAAAAUCUGGGACAUCACUACAAGCGAUAUGACGAUCAGGGCUCAUGAUGCCUCAGUCGAGUCGAUCAGCUUCACGAAAGAUGGCCUGCUGGUUUCCGGCGCAUACGAUGGGACCUGUAGGCUCUGGGAUCUUGCACGUUCAGCAAACCAACCAGAGCAAGUCUUCGAGGGUGCCGUUGGUGAUUUUGAUGGGUCAAUACGAACAAUUUCCAUCUCACCAGGAGACCAGCAACUGGCAGGCAGCGCGCCGAACGGGCCUACUACUGUCUGGAACCUCAACCUCUCCAAAGAUCCAAAGGAUCCAAAGGAUCAACGUCGGCAGAUACAUGAGCGCCAUUCGAACUGGGUAUGGUCCAAAUCCGGAGCUGGUAUAUCUAUACUAGACGGCCAGUGGCUUUGUCUCAACGGUGAAAGGAAACUAUGGCUCCCAAAGCAGUAUCGCGCCGAUUGCAUUGCUACUAGCCAUGAGAGGAUUGCUCUAGGUCAUCCGUCUGGGGAUGUCUCCUUUAUCAUGAUGCCGCAAGCACAUGGUUGAUCUACCUGUGAUUCGGAAACCUGCGCCUUGAUGUUGGAAUCUCUUUCGAGGAACUCAGGCUUAGAUAGUCGCCAUCCAACCUCUUGCCUUCUUAUUGCUGUACGACAUCAGUAGCUACAGUCGACCGCAUCACGGCUGCGGAGGUCGAAAGAGACUAUGCCGGCAACAAUUUCUCUCGUCUCUUGAGUCGGAGUUGGCUCGGUCGCAUGGGCGGAAGCAGUGUUGUUUAUGCGCAGUAACGGGAUAGUGGAUACAAGCAAG
This is a messenger RNA of Aspergillus calidoustus, 2381 nucleotides long. The record is from the annotation of a GenBank genome assembly. Lineage: Eukaryota; Fungi; Ascomycota; Eurotiomycetes; Eurotiales; Aspergillaceae.